Molecule: messenger RNA, 6365 nt
Organism: Pseudomyrmex gracilis
Lineage: Eukaryota; Metazoa; Arthropoda; Insecta; Hymenoptera; Formicidae
Gene: DNApol-zeta
Product: DNA polymerase zeta catalytic subunit
Exons: 18
Coding region: 147-6350 (2067 amino acids)
Biological process (GO): error-prone translesion synthesis; double-strand break repair via homologous recombination
Cellular component (GO): nucleus; zeta DNA polymerase complex
Molecular function (GO): DNA-directed DNA polymerase activity; nucleotide binding; DNA binding
Source: RefSeq, a predicted model, not a curated record
UUACGUCAUUUAAAUCAGUUCGAAUACUUACUCUUCUACGUUUUGUAUAGUACUUUGCAUAUUAGUAUAUUAUUCUUUGAAUGAACGUCAUCACUUAUUUUUCAAGUUUACAUGCAUUGUUUUUAUUGUAAAUUUUAUAUAUAAACAUGUUUUCCAUCACUUUGGUGAAUAUUGACACUUAUCAAGCAUCUCCGAUUCCUGAGCUUGAUGUCACAUUCUCCGAAUUUCGUGGUUCGGAAAUAAAAAAAGUGCCAGUAAUUAGGAUAUUUGGAUCAACUGCUACCGGUAAAAAAGCAUGUUUGCACAUUCAUGGUGUUUUUCCUUAUAUUUAUGUGCCAUGCACAGUUGAGGAGAAUAUGGACAGCUAUGCUUAUCAGUUAGCUGCAUCAAUUGAUUCAGCAUUAAAUACAUCUUUUGGUUCAACAUUAUCUACCAAUCAACAUGUGUAUAAAGUUCAACGUGUAUCAGGAAUACCUUUUUAUGGUUAUCAUGAGAAAAAACACUUAUUUUUUAAGAUCUAUUUUUAUAACUCAGCUAUAAUUAAAAGAACAGCUGAUCUAUUGCAGAAUGGUGCUAUUCUCAAUCAAGUUUUGCAGCCAUAUGAAGCACAUAUUCCCUAUAUUCUACAAUUUAUGAUAGAUUACAAUCUCUAUGGCAUGAAUUUAAUAAAUUUAAACAAUAUAAAAUACAGACAAUCUUUACAAGUGUGUACGAUGGAAAAUAGUCAAAACAAGUCUUCAAUAGAUUUGUUAGACUCGCAAAUGUUCUUACCAAUAUCAGUAACUAAGCAAAGCAUGUGCGAAUUGGAGGUUGAUGCACAUGCUUCGGAGAUACUAAACAGACAAGGUAUCAAUGAAAAACUGACAUUAAAUCCUGGUCUCGCUGCAAUCUGGAAUGAAGAGAAAAUAAGAAGAGCGGAAGCUGGUUUAGAAAACACAAAAUCACAAUUAUUAUAUCCUGAAUCUUUUGAUAAAAUCCUUCUUCCAACUAGCAAUGAUAUUUAUCAGAAGAAUAAAUUGUUAAAAAGGCUGCACGAUAUAUCACAAAGUAAUGAAACAGUCGUUUCAAAUACAAUCGAAUCUUCAUAUCCAAUUGAAGCAGGAGUUAAUGAAGAUGUCUUAAAUGCAUCUCAUAUUUUAAAUCAUAAUGAAUCUUUCGCAUUGGAACAAACUCUUGAGAGAACAUGUUCUGAAAAUCGCACAUUACUUCAAAUAGCUUCAUCAGCGGUUUUAGAUGUAACUCGAAGUCAAAGCAAUAUGACAGAUACUAGCAGUUUGGACGCAAAUGAUAUGCAAUUGGUAGAAAUGUUAGCCAACUUAGCAGAAAAAAAUGAGACCGUUAGUAAUGUAGAUGAUGAUAGUGUACUUGGGUCUCAAUAUUCUAUAUUCAGCGAACCGGCUAAAAACGAGGAAGAAGAAGAAGACGAUGUCGAGGAUUUGAAUAUUACAAGUUUAGAUCUAGAUCUAAGCUCUUGGGAAUCAGAGUGUAAGAGAUCAAAUCAACACGACAGCACAAUCGAAGCUGUGCGUGAUAAACAAAAUACUGAAUUAGAUGAAUUAAAUGUUAUCGAAGAAGACAAUGAUAUUACACUUACGAACAUUUCACAAUUUGAUGGGGCUGAUGACUUGUAUACAAAGUUUUUGGAACAUGACAGAGAAACUAUAAAAUACUCAAACAGCAAGGCUGAUAUAACAGCAUCCUAUACAAGUCAACGUCUUCCUAUACGUAAUAAAUAUUCAGCUUUUAUUAUUGAUGCAACGAAAAAAUGUGAUCAUCAAGAUUUAGAUGUUUUCGAUUUGAACGAAAUUGACACUCGAGAACAUAUUAAUGACGAGUGUCACGUACUAGAAUACAAAGAUAAAUAUAGUUGUAAACAAAAUUCCAAAUCAUAUUUUCAAAAUAGAAUUGUAAAUAGUAAUCAUCACUCACCUAACAAGUUAGUCAACUUUAAGAAGUUGAUAGUAUCAAGUGUUGAUGGAGCAACAGCAACUGAUUCUAGCGAUUCUGAAUCCGAAAUUGAUGUUACAGUGAACAAACAGGAAACACGUAUAUGCGAAUAUAAAUCUGGUAAAAAAACUGCAGCACAGGAUAGAAUCCAAGUCACACCAAAGAGAAAACGCAAUUUUAAAAACGAUGAUUACAAAUCACCAGACAAACGAAGCAAUAUAGUUCAAACGCCAAAGAGACAAUAUAGUUUAGGCAAAGAGUUAAAAAGUCCACAAGCAUUAGGAAGUUACUCGCCUCUUAACAUUACAAUUACAUCACCAAAAACUGCUAAAAGUCCUAUUCGACAAUGCGAAUCUCCGAAACAAUAUGUAUCGAUAUCCAAUGCUCCUUCAACUUCAACUACACCGAAACGUAAAAUACACACAUUACGUGUAAAAUUGCUUCGUGAUAAACGUGCAACAAAUCUUUUACAAAACUACGAUUUAGAUAAAGAUAUCAACACCGAUAACAUUAGUGGAGAGUUAGUUGAUGAAAUAGACACUAUUCAGAUUACUGAUAGCGCAAGUACUGUAAAAGCUAGUGAAAUAACAGCAAUCCAACGGGACCACAAACAAAGAACAAAAAACAAUGAAACUUCAUCAGUUAGAAGAAAACCUGAAGAGGUUCGUAAGAGAUUGUCUUUUUUGAACAACGACGAUGUAGAAAGUACUACUUUUGCAGAAUCAGAUCGUCGAUCUGAAAAUUUAAUUGUACCUGGACGUUCGAUCGACCAAAUACAUGCAGACGCAACUAUAUUUUCUUUUAGCAAUGAAGAAGGUGAUGAUGGCGUUCCAAGCAGUCAACGUUCAGAAAAGAGUAAUGACACGUUGUCUCCCGAAAGAAAUUAUGCGUCAUGUAUACGAAACUCGACGAAACGCUCCAUGAAAUUUCACGAUGUUAUUCCCGAAACUGAUGUCGACGAGGAUGAAGAAGAUGCAUAUAAUACAACUUUCAGCCAGCAUAUCAGUAAAAAAAUAGAGAAUAAUAGUCAAAAUUUUUUAUUAGAAAGGAGUAUUCAUCAAUUAAAUAGAUUAAUAACAAUUACUACAAUGUGCGAACCUCCUAGUUACGACAGAAUUGUAGAAACUAUGUCAUUGUAUGGCAUUCCAAAAUGUAGAUCACAAAAGCCAUUUUUUAGCAAUAAACUCGAUCUUGUGAAGCAGAAAGAAUUUUCAAACAAAAACGCUCCGAAUUUUGAUGUACCUGCGUUUAAAUCUAGCUUGGACGAGAUUACGAGUAUCAAAUUAUGGCGAAGAAUGAAGGUGAACGAAUUUUAUCCCUCAGGAGCGAGUAUAAAAACUGGUCACAUCAAAAAAGCACUCGCAGGAUACAAUUUAAUAACAAUAAAACCUCUCAUGGAACCACCAUCACCUACCAAUGUAAAAAAUUGGCUAAGAGCUAAAAAAUAUUUAUCGAAAGAAAAUCACAAAACCAAGUCGCACAAACAGGAUAAGAAAAGCCCGUUGAAUGUACAGAACGUACAAUGUACGUCGAUUAACGUCGUUGCUAAAGAGCGUAAACCUUUGCCAGAAACAUCCUCUAAUAAUUUAAUGAGAAGAUCCGAUUCGUUAAUGCUUGACCAGAGCAUGCUCAGUGAAAUAUCUAAUGAAACAAAACAAUACGAAUUCACACAAAAUAAUACUUCUCAAUUAUCUAAAAACAGUUUAAACCCUUCCUUACGGAAAGCUUUGGAAAAUCCGUUGUUAUAUACAGAAAACAAAACGCACCAGCCGUUAGGCAUUUCAUAUGGUCAAAUUGAAUGUUUAUCUAAAGAAAGCUAUGGAAGCAACAUUUCAAAUGAAAAUCUUCAAAAAGCUAGAGCAAUAACUGUACAUCAAUAUUUAACAUUAUUGUCUCUCGAAGUACAUGCCGUUACUCGGGAAGACCUCAUUCCUGAUCCACAAUACGAUUCUAUCGCUGCUUUAUUUUAUGCGGUUUACAGUGACAUUUCAACGGAUACCGACAAACAGAUAGAACAUGGUGUUAUAAUUGUAAAUUCUAAUCCUGUAAGUGCAAGACUUAAUAAAAUUCAUUCUGCCAGUGCAAUGUGUCCAAUAUUAUACGUUGCGACAGAAUGGGAUGUCUUAGACAAUCUUGUUAAAUUGAUCGAACUACACAAUCCAGAUAUUCUGCUCGGCUGGGAAGUGGAAGCGCUUUCGUGGGGCUACGUUUUUCAGAGAGCACUUCAUCUUCGUAUUAAUAAUUUCCCACUGAAAAUUUCGAAAGUUCCACAUAUGCAAAUACCUUCCAAGUUCGACGCUCACACAAUUGAAAAGGAUGACUUGGGCGAGAUAAAAGUACCCGGUCGCAAUAUUCUCGAUGUUUGGAGAAUAAUGAGACACGAAGCAGCAUUAUUGACAUAUACUUUUGAGAACGUCAUGCAUCAUGUUUUGCACGAAAGAAUACCGUGUCCUUCAUUUAAGGCACUAUCCACUUGGUGGAAACACGAAAGUAUAAUAAUAAAAAGCAGAGUUAUACAUCAUUACGUUAUCAGAGUUGUGGGUACUCUUAAACUUCUGAACCAUUUGGAUAUCAUAGGUCGCACAUGCGAGCAUGCUCGGCUUUUUGGUAUACAAUUUUAUGAAGUUUUCUCACGAGGCUCACAGUUUCGCGUAGAGUCUAUGAUGCUUAGAUUGGCGAAACCUAUGAAUUACAUUCCUAUCUCACCGUCUAUUCAUCAAAGAGCGAAAAUGCGAGCGCCGGAAUGUCUGCCGUUAAUCAUGGAACCCGAAUCUGAAUUUUACACAGAUCCAUUGAUCGUGCUCGAUUUCCAAAGUCUGUAUCCGAGUAUGAUCAUUGCUUACAAUUAUUGCUUCUCUACGUGUUUAGGAAGAAUAGAACAUAUAGGCCAGUAUGAACCAUUCGAGUUUGGCGCAGCAACUUUAAGAAUAAAAAAGAAUACUGCGUUAAAAUUACAAGAAAAAAUGAAUUUCUCGCCUUGCGGCGUAGCCUUUGUAAAGAAAGAAGUUUGUCAGGGAAUUUUACCACGUAUGUUAACAGAAAUUUUGAAUACACGAUUGAUGGUGAAGGAAUCUAUGAAGUUACAUCCGGCGGAAAAUCGUACGUUGCAGCGCAUUCUUCAUUCACAGCAAUUAGGUCUCAAAUUAAUUGCAAAUGUUACUUACGGUUACACAUCCGCCAAUUUUAGCGGCAGAAUGCCAUGUAUUGAGAUAGGCGAUAGCGUAGUUAGUAAAGGACGAGAAACUUUGGAACGUGCGAUUAAACUAGUGGAAUCUACAUCGAAAUGGGGUGGUCGAGUAGUUUACGGAGAUACCGAUUCUAUAUUUGUUCUUUUACCUGGAAAAUCUCGAGAAGAAGCGUUCAUUAUCGGCGAAGAAAUAGCGGAUGCUGUUACCGCGAUGAAUCCUCCUCCUGUCAAGCUUAAAUUUGAAAAAGUUCUUUAUCCGUCUAUUUUGCAAACAAAAAAACGAUAUUGCGGAUAUAUGUAUGAAACUCGCGAUCAAGAGAAGCCUGAGUUUCUGGCAAAAGGAAUCGAAACGGUUCGCAGAGACGGAUGUCCCGCAGUUGCUAAGAUACUCGAAAAAGCACUCAAGAUUUUAUUUGACACAAAAGAUAUUUCCCUGGUUAAACUGUAUAUUACCAAACAAUUUGACAAGAUCUUUCGCCGACAAGUGUCUAUACAAGAUCUAACAUUUGCGAAGGAGUUUCGCGGGAUGCGUGGGUACAAACCAAAUGCUUGCGUGCCAGCGUUAGAGUUAACACGCAGAUUGAUCAAGAAAGAUCCUCGUGCAAUACCGCGCAACAGCGAGCGUGUGCGUUACAUCAUCGUUGCCGGUGCACCAAAUCAGGCGCUCAUCCAUUGCGUACGCACACCAAUAGAAGUCAUUACCGAUCCGGCGUUAGCUCCAAAUUCUGUGUACUAUAUAACAAAAGUUAUCAUACCGCCACUCAAUCGUUGUUUUAAUUUAUUUGGAAUCGACAUCAAUACAUGGUACAAAGAAAUGCCUCAUCGCUCGAAUUUCGAUACUAUGGUGCAUAUAGGAGAGAACAAUCCAAAAUCUACCAUUCGCCAAUUCUUCAGUUCUGUUUCGUGUCUUACUUGUGGGGAACAAGCGAGUAAAGAAAUUUGUUCAGAUUGUCUUUCACAAUCAACUCGGACCAUUCUUGUACUUCUUGAGAAGAUAAAACAAUUUGAAACAACUUAUCAGCAAAUAGCUUCUAUUUGUCAUUCUUGUACUGGACGAUUAAGUAACAUAGAAUGUAUAUCUUUGGACUGUCCUGUUUUAUAUCGAAUGUUUCAAGCUCGUAAAGAGCUUGCGCAAGUUUCUUGUAUAAAUAAUAUCAUUUACGGAAAUAAUUCCAUAGGAAUUAAAAAGCUAAGUGCAGUUGCUGACUGGUAUUAAUUGUGAUGAGAAAAU